AUGAUGGACGGCCGCCUGCUGGAGCACCCGCACGCCCAGUUCGGGGGCUCGCUGGGCGGCGUGGUGGGCUUCCCCUACCCGCUGGGCCACCACCACGUGUAUGAGCUGGCGGGCCAUCAGCUGCAGUCGGCCUCGGUGCCCUUCUCCAUCGACGGCCUGCUCAGCAGCUCGUGCGCCGCCGCCGCCGCCGCCUCCGUGGUCAACCCCACGCCGCUGCUGCCCGCCGCCUGCGGGGUCGGCGGCGACAGCCAGCCCUUCAAGCUGUCAGACUCGGGGGACCCGGACAAGGAGAGCCCAGGCUGCAAGCGGCGGCGCACCCGCACCAACUUCACCGGCUGGCAGCUAGAGGAGCUGGAGAAGGCGUUCAACGAGAGCCACUACCCCGACGUGUUCAUGCGCGAGGCGCUGGCGCUGCGCCUGGACCUGGUGGAGUCCCGCGUGCAGGUCUGGUUCCAAAACCGCCGGGCCAAGUGGAGGAAGAAGGAGAACACCAAGAAGGGCCCGGGGCGGCCGGCGCACAACUCGCACCCCACGACGUGCAGCGGCGAGCCCAUGGACCCCGAGGAGAUCGCGCGCAAGGAGCUGGAGAAGAUGGAGAAGAAGAAGCGCAAGCACGAGAAGAAGCUGCUCAAGAGCCAGAGCCGCCACCUGCACUCGCCUGGCGGCCUGUCCCUGCACAGCGCGCCCAGCUCCGACAGCGACAGCGGCGGCGGCGGCCUGUCGCCGGAGCCGCCCGAGCCGCCGCCGCCCGCCGCCGCGGCCAAAGGCCCGAGCGCCGCCGCCGCAGCCUCCGGCCCCGCGCCCGCGCCGCCCGGCGAGACCCCCGCCCCCGGCACCUGCGACCCCGCCUUCUACCCGAGCCAAAGAAGCGGCGCCGGCGCGCGGCCCGGCAGGCCGGCCGACAGAGAGGCGGCGGGGCCAGAGCGCGGCGCGCCCAAGGCCAGCCCGUUCAGCGUGGAGAGCCUGCUGUCCGACUCGCCGCCGCGCCGCAAGGCCGCCGCCGCCGCCGCCGCGGGCCUGGACUUCGCGCCGGGGCUUCCGUGCGCGCCGCGGACCCUUAUCGGCAAGGGCCACUUCCUGCUCUACCCCAUUACGCAGCCACUCGGCUUCCUGGUGCCGCAGGCAGCUCUCAAGGGCGCCGCGGGCGGGGAGCCGGCGCCCCGGGAUGCCGUGCCCGCGCCAGCCGCGCCGCCCGCCGCCGGUGGGGCCUUCCCGGGGCCGGGCGGCGCCCCAGACCCCGCCGCCGCCGCCCCGGGCGCCCCGCGCCCUGCGCCCCUGCGGGAGCCGGCGGGCGCGGCGAGCGAGGGCGGCGGCGGGGACGGCGCGGACGCGGGGGUCGCCUGCCCCGCGCCCCCGCUGCCCCCGCCGCCCGCGCCGUCGCCGGGACCUGGGCCACGAGCGCCCAGCCCCGCCCGGGAGCCGACCCCCGGAGGCGCCCCCGAGCCCCGCGCGCCAGACGGCGAGGAGCUGGACAUGGACUGA
Messenger RNA from Choloepus didactylus (southern two-toed sloth), 1482 nucleotides. RefSeq names its product UNC homeobox (gene UNCX). Gene Ontology annotation, molecular function: DNA-binding transcription factor activity, RNA polymerase II-specific; sequence-specific double-stranded DNA binding. The record is from RefSeq and is a predicted model, not a curated record. The transcript is spliced from 3 exons. Lineage: Eukaryota; Metazoa; Chordata; Mammalia; Pilosa; Megalonychidae. Bases 1 to 1482 code for a protein of 493 amino acids. Gene Ontology annotation, biological process: regulation of DNA-templated transcription.